This is a messenger RNA of Babesia microti strain RI, 1848 nucleotides long. RefSeq names its product Protein kinase domain. The transcript has a single exon. The coding region runs from base 1 to 1848 and encodes 615 amino acids. Gene Ontology annotation, biological process: protein phosphorylation. The record is from RefSeq and is a predicted model, not a curated record. Gene Ontology annotation, molecular function: protein serine/threonine kinase activity; ATP binding. Gene Ontology annotation, cellular component: cytoplasm. NCBI's taxonomy places the organism in Eukaryota, Apicomplexa, Aconoidasida, Piroplasmida, Babesiidae.
AUGGAUAGAAAGGAUUGUGAAUCUUUGCCAAAGAAAAGUUCACUUUGUGACAUUAGAGACGGUCCCUACAAUUUCACUGACAAUACAUUAAAUACCGUAGGUAGCUUAACAUCGACCAAGUGUAUAUCACUAGAAACUCGUAACGAAGAUUUAGAAAAAUCAAAAUGUGGUAGUGCAGACUCCUCAACUCCUAUUUUAUGCAAUUCGCUUGGCGGCAUCAAAGUAUUUCACGUUUCUUCUAGUAUCUUUGCCAAUUUAAACAUUUUGAAGCCGCUAGGAAAAGGCUCCUUUGCAAAAGUUUGGCUUGUACAAGACUCAAAAACUGGGCAACAAUUAGCAGCGAAAUUGCUUCAACCUCAAGCUUUCCCAAAUCCUGGAGUUGUUGCAAAAUUAUUUGCAAAAGAAAUAGCAAAUUUGGCUGCAAGCCAAUGUCUGGGCGUUGUAAAAUUUCAUCGUCUGAUUGUAGGUAAAGAGGGUAUACUUUUAUUGCAAGAAUAUGCAACUGCAGGAAAUUUAUGGCAACAUAAAGUUCCAGAUGUAUUUGGAGUAUUUAUUCAGAUUGUACAAGCAUUAUUGCAUUUGAGAGAUGUACAGGUCGUGCAUAGAGAUUUGAAACCUACAAAUAUAUUUAUGUGUAGCAAUGGAAGAUUGGUUAUAGGAGAUUUCGGUUGGUCUGAAAUGCUACAAAAUAUGAGAGAUGUGAAUACGCGUGGUUAUGUUAAUAAUGAUAAUCUGAGAUAUUACAAUGAGGUGAUUCAUAUUAUGGAAAAAUAUUUGAAUGUAAAAGUCGACACUUUGAAAGAAUCUGAUAAUGAAAAUAAAGGUCAGGAAUGGCCUGGCACAUUCGAAAUAAAUCCACCUGAAGUAUUGCUGAAUUGUGGCCCUUUCAAUGAAAAAAUUGAUAACUAUGCAUUGGGAAUGGUAUUUUUAAUGUUAUUAACAGGCAGAUUUAUUUGUAGGCCUAAGAAUAAAGAGGUUAAUGCAAUUGUUAAAGGUUUGAUGAGCACUUUGAAAACUUUAAGGACUCCCAAUCCACAUAGGAGUUUUAAAGUCUCAAAAGCUUCCUGGAACCUUUUCCUCGGAUUAACUGAUCCAGACACUAAUUCCAGAUUCGCACUUGAGGAUGUCCUUCAUCAUCCCUGGACUAGAAACAAAUUUUCAUAUUUCUGUCCCAACAAAUGGACCAUUUGGCAUCCUAAAGUCAGAUUUGCGUGGAUAAAUGCAGUUCCCCCUUUACCAAUGAAUGUACCUAUCAAUAAACUUAACGACGUUGAUACUGCAGUUGAUGAUUUUAAUGAAACUGCUAGAGUUGAUUCUGCCAGAUCCAUAACAUCAUCUGCAAUGGUUGAUUCGUCGAGAACGAUUGGUGCUUCUACAACAAUAGAUUGUGCUAGGGGCAUAUUGAAUAAAUCAAUUAGGACAUCCGCCAUGUAUGGCGCAGGGAGUGAUGUAACUUUAGAGAGGAAAUGUGUUUCUGAUUAUAAGAGUUUACGGGUUUUAUCAGAUUCAUCUUCUGGUUUUGAUGGUGAUGUACAUCGCAGUAAGAAUAGAGUUGUGGAUUCAACAAAACUUGUUGAACUUGAAUCACGUAUUGCGACAAUAUCUGCCAAUAAAUUAACAAAUGAUGAUGUAAAAUUGGUUAAUAGGCACGUGUGCCUGACGAGUCGUAUAUCCACACACAUUUUACAAGAUGACAAGUGUCAACAUAUAUCUACAUAUCGGACACCAUCUGUACAUUCAUUACAAUCUCAACAAUCAUUGAAUCAACCAGUAAUGCCUUUAAAACAAGCACUCAACCCCAAACCCUUGAAUAUUAAGGAGAAUAUGCCAAAUUUCGUCCCUUUCUGA